Molecule: messenger RNA, 2383 nt
Organism: Archocentrus centrarchus (flier cichlid)
Lineage: Eukaryota; Metazoa; Chordata; Actinopteri; Cichliformes; Cichlidae
Gene: prr19
Product: proline rich 19
Exons: 4
Coding region: 106-2076 (656 amino acids)
Source: RefSeq, a predicted model, not a curated record
UACUGCUGCGCGAAGGAACGCAACGGCUGCGUGUUGCCGAGCAACGAAACUGCCUAAAGUGCGGUAAAAUAAAGCACCUGUGUGCGGCUUUGAAUACCACCCAGCAUGAGCCACAUGUGUGACAGGGCCUUAUCAGAAAAAAUAAAAGGCUUUAAAAUUUUCAACAAGAAAUCAAAAACCGAUCAAAGGUGCUGCUCUGCAAAAAGAUUCAAUGCACACUCCAAAUAUUCAAAGCACUAUAAUGAGGCAGAUGAGCGGAACAAAAUGAAACGACUGAAGACCUGCAAAGAGAGGAGUCGGAUAAAAGGUGGCUGGAAAGAGAACUCAAAGAUCAAGUCACAUAAGCGUCACUGCCUUUGCCAAAGCAAUGUAGACAUGGCAUAUUUGCAUAACUGCUGUCAUGCUUGUUGUCAUUCUUCAAAGAGAAAGCCACCAUUUCCAAGAGUUGUUCCUUCUGCGCAGGAGCCCUGUAUCAUCACAGACAGCCGCCUGACAAGACACCAUGGCCUGUUUAACCAUGAAGUGAAGUCCGUUGAUACUGAACGUUUGCUAAGUGAGCAGCAAAACCUGGAGGAAAAUGAACAAAUAAAAGAAAAGAGGACUGAUAUUUCACAUUUAUAUUCAACAUCUCACAGUUCUACUCCACUCUCCAGUGAUGGUUUGUUGGGAGCUGAUACAGAUGUUAUGUCAUUUAGGAAAAAAGCAGACCCUGCUUCAAAAGACCACACUGACUGCCAAGAGAAGGAAAAGAAAAACCUGCAGUUUGAUACACAGCAAUCAGAUGUUACACCAGGGCAGAGACCACAACAGCGACUUGCUCUUUCAUGUGAAAGUUUUCAAAGCAGCCACUUGUCUAAACACAGCUUCCUCAAUGUAGUAACAACCAAAACCAAGAAGGCAUGUGCCAUGUCUGAAAACAACAGAGAAUCACUGCUGACUCCUAUUGUUGAUGGAGACGAUAUGAAGACUUUAAAUGCAAACGUAAAGAAACAUGUGAUUUCUACCCCUGAGCAAAACCCAGAGAUCCAGGAGCCUCCCGUCCAGCAGAUACAAAGUCAUGGUCUCAGUGCAAGCCCAUUUAAACUCUUCAGCUCACCCACUACUGACAGCUGUCACAUACAGGACAGAAGGCAAGAUCCAGAAUAUGUAACUAAGUCUGUCAGAGCAGUGGCAGCACGGUUGUGUGAUCGCCUGAAGCUCCCAUUGAUGAGGAGCAGAAACCUGCUGUCAGAGAACAGGGAGGUGCUGCUGAACGCUCUGCAAGAGAGGCAUGGACCCUGGCUUCAAGAGAACCUCCUUAGGGUGCAGCAACAUCUAAGCUUCGCUGUGCAUCCCAGAAAUAAAGUUCAAGAUCAUGAUCAAGAGCCAGCCAGGAUAAAUGAAGAGGAGCAAUUUCCUGCAGACAUGCCUGUCAAAAUGUCAGGAAGUAGACAUUUUAAGUGGAAACCCAGUCCGUACCCACACUGCAGACAGAAACAGGCUGCUGAGUGGCUGACAAGCCCUAUGGAGACCUCUGUCAGUAUUUUUGAUAAUAUCUUCAGACCAAGUUUGUCACCUCAGUUGUAUAUAGAUUUAGGCCCCUGUGGAGAUUCAGAAAGUAAGAGAGAAAAGGCCUCAGUGCCUGAGGACUGGGAAGAGCAUUUCAACAGAUCAAAGAGCAAAAAAUCACCUAUGUUUGAUUCAUUUGAAAACUGCUUCAUGGACUACACCAGAGCAACUGGACAGAGGAGCCCAGGAUAUUUUGACAUCAAUACCCAGCUCUCUUUUUCUUAUCAAGAACAGCUUCCAGAUAGACAUGCAGGAGAGCCAAUGUACUUUGCCCAGCAGGAAGACCUAUUAGGAACUGACAGGUACUCAUGUGCUCCCUCCUUUCCUGCCCAAAUUCACCAUCAGAGCAAUCAUUUCCAACCUUUGAGCCACUUCAGUCAGCCUUCAGCUUGCCCUCAUCUGAAAUCCCACAACACUGACAUGAUGUACUACCCUCCAUCUUAUAUGCUUGAGAGAGAUCCUGCACAGUCCCUUGCUGCUUUCCCAAGCCCUGAGUCGUGGUCCUUCCCUCCUAUGAGGUUGUACUAAUGUGUGGUAAAGCUCUGCCUAGAGCCAUGGCAAUUGACAUUUCUAUGACUGAAGUACAAUUCUUCCUUCGUGCCAUAAAGCGUUUUGUUUAGUCAGUAAAAAAAAAGUUAACAUAUUUUAAUAAAACCAUAGCAUUAAAUGUAGAUGCAAUAUCUGUCAUCUCAAGAGUAACCUCUUUCUUUUAUUGUCCCAUUUAUGCUGAGCUAAAGAACCACACAAUUAUGGUUACAUCUUUUGAAGCAUUUUAUUUUUCAUUUUGCACUACUGUUCAUUAAAAACACAAAUGUUAUUGAUGGAAUAUUCUUUA